CGCCGCUGUCGGUUGCCGACCCUGCUCGCCGGAGCGCAGCUCCACGUGAGCACGUCCAGCGAUAGGCUCCACUCUUCCUCCACCGCUCCCGCCGUCGUGACGCGCCGGGACCUCCUCGCUCGCCCGUGUCUUCUAGUCCGCUGCCGCUGUCGUUCGUAGACCAGACGUGCGCGGUGCGCCACCCCCCAGUGCAGUCCAUCUCGUCGGCUCAUCCUUUCUUUCCCUGCAGUGGUAAAUCAAUCUACCCGCGGUUAACGCGACGAUGCCGCGGUGAGGAGCGCCAGGGGAAGGCUGGCACCCGCAUUGCUCUGCGCCCACGGCCUGUUCGACGGAAUUCCCAGCCGGGGCGCCUCGCGGUGCUGGUUCGGCUGCCAGGGCCGAGGAUGCCCUUGCGGGCGUACGUGGGCAUGCUGGCACGCGGAGCCAGGCCUGGCGCGUACACGUUUCCGCCGUUGCUCAAGGCGGUGGUGGCAGAGCGGGGCGCCGUGGCGUCGGCCGCCGGAGACUCUGUCCACGCGCAUGUGGUUAAGUUUGGGCUGCAGCUCAACGCCCACGUGGCGAGCUCGCUGGUCCUCAUGUACGCGGCCAGGGGCGACGGCGUGACGGCGCGCGCACUGCUGGAUGUGCAGCCCGCCAGAGGUGGCGGCACGCCCGUCAUGUGGAAUGCGCUUAUCCGAACCACCAUGAGUUCCUCCUCCACCGUCUCCAACCCGUUCGCCGGUCCCGAUAUCACCCUCGUCCGCGACCUCAACAUCCAUGAGCGCGUCCCGGUCAAACUUGAUCACACCACCGCCUCCUACUCCGCUUGGAAGCGGUACUUUUCGCUUGUGUUCCGUGAGUACCUCCUACACGGCCACGUGGACGGCACCGUGGACUCGGCGCUCAUGAUCAACGACGAGGAGUGGAUGAUCCUCAACGCCACCAUCAUCCGCUGGUUCUAUCUCACCAUCUUCGGCGACAUCUUCCACACCGUGGUGAACGACGAGGACGACGCCUAUGCGCCCACCUUCGCCAAGGUGGUCGCGUACCUCAAGCUAGAGGAGCGCCGGAUGCGGGUGGCAGGGACGAGCGCGACCCACACCGUCCUCGUCGCCGGCACCCGCGGAGGUUCGGCCCUGCCACCGCCCCGCCUGACGCCGCCCCAGCCGGCGGCGCCCGCCUUCCCGCCUGGCUUCCCGCCCGCCCCAGCCGCCCCCUUCCCGCCGCCCCAGCCGGCGGCCAAUGGGGGGGUCGUCGCGGCGGCCGCCGGGGUGGCCGCAAGCAGGGAGGCGGCGGCGGUGCUCAGGGAGGAGCACCUCGCCAGCAGCAGCCGGCCCCUCAGCCGGCGGCUCCGUGGUACGCCGGCCAGAACCCAUGGACCGGCGUCGUCCACGCCUACUCCAUGCCGGCAGUUCAGGCUGUCAUGCUGCUCUUUCCUGGAUAUGGUGAGGGCUGGCGUUGUGGCCACGCCGGUCACCUACAUCACGGUGCUGUCAGCAUGCGGCAAAGGCAACGACGUCCUGCUCGGAAUGCAGCUGCACAAGCGCGUCAUUGAGAGUGGGGUGUUGCCUGACCUCAAGGUGGAGAAUGCGCUCGUUGAUAUGUAUGCCGAGUGUGGAGAGAUGGAAGCAGCUUGGGAUUUGUUUGACAGCAUGCAGGUGAGGAACAUUGUGUCGUGGACAUCGGUGAUCUAUGGGUGUGUAAGACUAGGCCAGGUUGAUCGAGCCAGAGUACUCUUUGAUCGUAUGCCUGAGAGGGACACCGUCUCAUGGACUGCAAUGAUUGAUGGUUAUGUACAAGCUGGCCAGUUCCGAGAGGCAUUGGAGAUGUUUCGUGAGAUGCAACUUAGCAAGGUGAGGGCAGACGAGUUCACCAUGGUCAGCAUAGUCACGGCAUGCGCGCAGCUUGGUGCUUUAGAGACAGGGGAGUGGGCUAGACUUUACAUGAACAGACAUGGGAUCAAGAUGGAUACUUUUGUCGGGAAUGCGCUCAUAGACAUGUAUUCAAAGUGUGGGAGCAUCGGGAGGGCAAUGGACGUGUUCAAUGAGAUGCACAGUAGAGAUAAAUUUACUUGGACCGCUGUUAUACUUGGUCUUGCAGUGAAUGGCCAUGGUGAGGAGGUUAUCGAUAUGUUUGACAGGAUGCUUAGGGUGUUUGAAGUUCCAGACGAGGUGACCUUCAUUGGCGUUCUCACUGCAUGUACUCAUUCUGGUUUGAUUGACAAAGGACGAGACUUCUUUCUCAGCAUGACUGGGACCUACAGGAUUGCUCCUAAUGUGAUGCACUAUGGAUGCAUAAUCGACCUCCUUGGGCGAGCUGGAAAACUAAGAGAAGCAUUGGAGACAAUAGGUAAAAUGCCCAUGAAACCCAACUCUGCAAUUUGGGGGACCCUGCUGGCAGCUUGUAGGGUCCAUGGUAACUCAGAGAUGGGUGAAUUGGCAGCAGAACGUCUCCUUGAGUUGGAUCCUGAGAACAGCAUGGCUUACGUCCUUUUGUCCAAUCUGUAUGCAAAAUCGAAUAGAUGGGGAGAUGUUCGGUGGCUUAGGCAAUUAAUGAUGGAGAAAGGAAUCAAGAAAGAGCCUGGUUGCAGUCUUGUUGAAAUGAACGGCACAAUUCACGAAUUUGUAGCUGGCGAUAGAUCUCAUCCUAUGAGUGAAGAAAUCUAUUCUAAAUUGGACAAGUUUGGCACUACUUCUAUUAAAAGAAAGAUACUAGUAGGUUUUGCUCUGCUCCUCUGA
Triticum dicoccoides is the source of this 2717-nucleotide messenger RNA. Its product is annotated as putative pentatricopeptide repeat-containing protein At3g15930. Lineage: Eukaryota; Viridiplantae; Streptophyta; Magnoliopsida; Poales; Poaceae. Gene Ontology annotation, molecular function: RNA binding; protein binding. The record is from RefSeq and is a predicted model, not a curated record. Bases 384 to 2717 code for a protein of 777 amino acids. Gene Ontology annotation, biological process: RNA modification. The transcript has 6 exons.